AUGGCGGGACGGGAAGAAAGUCAAAACACAGCUCAAGUYGAAGAUGAAAAUGGACAAAAAUUCCGUGAAAUUGGCGACCAAGCUGCGUGGUCUUUGUCAUCUUGCAAGCCAGGGUUUGGRAUUGAGCAGCUGCGUGAUGGAAAUCUCGAAACAUAUUGGCAAUCGGACGGCGCCCAACCUCAUCUCGUGAACAUUCAGUUCCGCCGAAAGACCGCAAUACAAAAUAUAUCAAUGUAUGCUGAUUAUAAAGCAGACGAGAGUUACACGCCAAGUAAAAUAUCGAUACGAGCUGGUAAUAGCUUUCACGAUUUACAUCAAGUUGAAUUGAUAGAGCUYGAAGAACCUUCAGGAUGGCUGACUGUUGGUCUAAAUGAUGGMGACAAGCCUUUGAGGACAUAUAUGGUACAGAUUGCCGUACUAGCGAACCAUCAAAAUGGACGAGAUACUCACAUGCGACAAAUUAAARUACACGCGCCAUUAACUGAUAUGGGUACUUACGAUAUGCCGUCAUUUACAUCUGUUGAUUGUGCCAUGUAUAGUACAAUAAGAUAGCUUGGGAUUCCUGUGUAAUAGUGAACUACUUUUAUGGGCUUACUGUGGAAUUUUUGAGUGUUUUGUUUGCCUUUCAUCGAUGUCAUGAAGACACAGGGGCACUCUAUAUCAUUUAACAGCUUGUAAGUGCUCACACUCAUUUUAACAAAUUUAUGAUAGUUUCCUGGGGUAUAUACUCUUAUUUACCAUGGUUGACGUCAUCAAAUUUGUUAAAAUUGUUAUUCAUUCACAAGACAAAGUUGAUUGGAUAAAAACACCAUAAUGAGAUGGCAGCUUUGURAAUAAGAGGACAAACCAUGAGAAAUCCUUAAAUUUGUUUUAUUUAACAUAGAAAAGCUACUAUUUUGUUGUGUUAUUGGGCUGUCUGACUCACAUAUUUCUGUUUCUUCUCAAUGUUUCGACGCCAUUCUUGUUGUCAUCCUCAGGAUUUUGAUUGAAUCUUGGUUAUUAGUGGCUUCCAAAAAUCAAUGUCCGCAUGAAUAUUAAGUAGGGUCUUUUUGUUGUUUUGAGCCUUCACUCAAUCAUCAGAAAAGAAAGAAAAAACCCUCAAAGAAUGGUUGUGGUA
This is a messenger RNA of Exaiptasia diaphana, 1117 nucleotides long. RefSeq names its product anaphase-promoting complex subunit 10-like. Lineage: Eukaryota; Metazoa; Cnidaria; Anthozoa; Actiniaria; Aiptasiidae. The transcript has a single exon. The record is from RefSeq and is a predicted model, not a curated record. Bases 1 to 552 code for a protein of 183 amino acids. Gene Ontology annotation, biological process: protein K11-linked ubiquitination; anaphase-promoting complex-dependent catabolic process. Gene Ontology annotation, cellular component: anaphase-promoting complex.